Molecule: messenger RNA, 1219 nt
Organism: Capsaspora owczarzaki ATCC 30864
Lineage: Eukaryota; Filasterea; Ministeriida; Capsasporidae
Product: geranylgeranyltransferase beta subunit
Exons: 8
Coding region: 75-1151 (358 amino acids)
Biological process (GO): protein geranylgeranylation
Cellular component (GO): CAAX-protein geranylgeranyltransferase complex
Molecular function (GO): CAAX-protein geranylgeranyltransferase activity
Source: RefSeq, a predicted model, not a curated record
GGAGACUGAAGCUGAACUGAGCUGAACUGAGCUCCGUUGAGUCCUUUUGUUGUGCUUUUUUGACGAUUUUGACUAUGAGCGAUUCGGGUUCAGCGACAAUCGACACGCAGGAGACGUUCAUCCGACAGCGCCACGCAAAGUACUUUGCAAUGUGCCUGAAGGUCCUCCCGCGCUCCAUGGCGACGCUGGACACGCAGCGAAUGACGCUCGUGUACUUUGCAGUGUCCGGAUUGGACUUGCUCAACUCGCUUGCGCUGAUCGAGUCGCGCAGAGCCGCCAUCAUUGACUGGGUCUACGCAAUGCAAGUGCUGCCAGACAAGGACAACCCCGGGUUGAAUGCUCAGGCGUGCGGAUUUCGCCCUGGAUCAAGCGUCGGAGCGCCGUACAACCCAAAGUGCGAAGCACAAGCCUGCCUCAAACACGACAGCGGUCACCUUGCCAUGAGCUUUACGGCGCUGUCCGUGUUGGCGGUGCUUGGUGACGACUUUUCGCGUGUCAAUCGUCAAGCCAUCGUGCAGAGCAUGCGGGCGUUGCAAUCGGACAGCGGCGAAUUCUUCGCUACGGCAGACAAGAACGAAAGCGACGUUCGCUUUCUGUACUGCGCCUGUGUUGUAUCACACCUCAUCAAGGAUUGGAGUGGCGUGAACAAGGCCACUGCCGUUGCGUACAUCAAGUCGCGGCAGACUUACGACGGGUCGUUUGCAGCCGCGCCAGGCUUGGAGGGCCACGCUGGCUACACAUUCCUUUGCGUUGCUUCCCUCUAUUUAAUGGACCAAUUGGACGAGGUUUACACCAAGGUCGAGCAAGACCGCAUCAUUCGGUGGUGUAUCAUGCGUCAACAAACUGGGUUUACCGGUCGCCCCGGAAAGCUCGUCGAUUCGUGCUACUCGUUUUGGGUUGGUGGUACUCUGAAGAUUCUGGGAGCCUACGAUCUCGUCGAUAGAACGUGCCUUCGCGGCUUUUUGCUUUCAACUCAAUCGACUACCACCGGAGGGUUGGCCAAGUCGCCCGACACGCUUGCCGAUCCACUUCAUUCUUAUCUUGCGCUGUGUGGGUUUUCUCUCAGUGGCGAGCCUGAUGUUCUGCCUUUGGACGCAGCCAUUAACAUGUCUGAACGCGCAUCGCAGCAUGCUGCCAGUCUCAAAUUUUGAGAGUACUAGUAGAAUGACAAGUUUGUGUGUUUGUUCACAUAGUUGAUUAAAGUACAAUACGUAAGCCA